Molecule: messenger RNA, 5567 nt
Organism: Symphalangus syndactylus (siamang)
Lineage: Eukaryota; Metazoa; Chordata; Mammalia; Primates; Hylobatidae
Product: tripartite motif-containing protein 43-like
Molecular function (GO): protein binding; zinc ion binding
Source: RefSeq, a predicted model, not a curated record
GAUCCACAGGGAGACAAAGAAGAUAUUUGAAGAGGUGGAAAAAGAGCCUGAUUCAUUUGCUGUGCUGGAACUCUCAGGAGCAUGGGGCUCACAGACACUGUGAGGGGCAGCUAAGGAGUACUGGGUAAGUGAUGGCUCUGAGAGCACUUUGAAAGCUGGAGGAUGGCACAGGUAAGGAGAUUAGGGGAAGAUGAAGAGCAUGAUGAUUAAUCUGUUCUGUACUGGAUGUCAUGUGGUGCCUAGGUAUCAAUGAUAAAAUAAUAAAUAUAAUCUGAGUAUACUUUCCUUCCUGGAGCUUACAUUUCACUGAGGGAGUGAUAAAGUUAAUAAUCAUUGUAAUAAUUUGACUACUUAAUGUAAUGUUCAAGGCACUGUAAAGAGCUCAAUAUCAGAAGAGUUUCCGGCUAUCCAAACUACAAGUUAAAAAGUCUUUUCUAUAAGAAACCUAUUUACCAACACUGGAAAUAAUAGAAUAAAACACGCUAGAAUAAGCAAGGCAUGGUGCAGUAGAUUCCAAUUCUGCUGCAAGAUGCCACAUUAUCUGUAAAUUAGCCCUGCCUAUGAUUUUCCUAUUAAACUUGUUCCAUUACAUGUUGUGGUUCUACAGUCUGAGAUCUUCCCAAAUCGCUCUCAUAUCUCAUCCCUUGAUUUCUUUAUCAUUGGGAGUCUGAAACCUAAAACGAUUUGCUUCUCUGAUGUUCGCAUUCAUAGUUCUUUUACAGGAGAAGAUUAUGAAGCAAAUGAGAUGUUUGUGGGCAAAAAUUCAAGAAAACCAAAGAAAUUUAAAUGAGGAAAGCAGGAAAACCAACCAGUGGAUUGUAAGUAUUAGGCCUUUUCCCUCAGAUUUAGCCUCAGACAGACAUGCUAGAAGUGUAUCCACUUAUCGGGCCGGGCGCGGUGGCUCACGCUUGUAAUCCCAGCACUUUGGGAGGCCAAGGGGGGCGGAUCACGAGGUCAGGAGAUGGAGACCACGGUGAAACACCGUCUCCACUAAAAAUACAAAAAAAUUAGCCGGGCGUGGUGGCGGGCACCUGUAGUCCCAGCUACUCGGAGAGGCUGAGGCAGGAGAAUGGCGUGAACCCAGGAGGCAGAGCUUGCAGUGAGCCGAGAUCGUGCCACUGCACUCCAGCCUGGGCAACAGAGCGAUACUCCGUCUCAAAAAAAAAAAAAAAAAAAAAAAAAAAAAAAAAAAAGAAAUGUAUCCACUUAUCACUUGAAUGGAAAUCAUCUUGGUUAGGAUUUGAGGAAGAUUUUUCUCAUGGCUUCCAAUCCUGAGGGUACAAUGCAGCAUUGAUUACUGCUCAGAGAGAGUGGUCAGGCUAUGGAGUAGGAAGACCUGGUACUAAAAACUAAUUUAAAAACACAGAGAUCGUGAUACUGCAAAAAAUUAUUUGUGAAUCAACCAUAAAUUCCAACGGCUCUCAUGUAUGCUUUCAGGUAUCAAUGGAUAUAUAUUGAAGAAAUGAUCAAUAAUAACCUUUCUUCAGGUGUUUUCGGAAGUCAUAUAAUGAAUGAAAGUGGUUUGAGGAAAGAAUGAAUUUGGCUUACAGUAUUAUUAAGAAACAAUACAAAUAAAUGAAAGGAAGACAAGAAUGAUUUAUUUCAUGGUUCUGUCAAGUGGGAAGACACGAGCUUAUGUACUUAGCUUAUUGGUAGAAUACAUGAGUCAGGCUAGGCUUCGUGGUUCAUGUCUGUAAUCCCAAUAAUUUGGGAGGAUCACUUGAGACCAGGAGUUUUAAACCAGCCUGGCCAUCAACAUAGUGAGACCCUGAUCUUUAUUAUAAAGAAAAGAUGAAAGAGAUAAAGAAAAGAAAAUGAGUCAAAGUGAAUAGAAGAGGUAUAAGUGGAGGAGGAUGAAUUCAGAGUAAAUAUGUCAUCUAGGAAAUCCAGGUCCCUGCAGUGCUAGGUGUAGCUACGGGCAGAGAUGACCAGAGCUGAGUAGAGGAAGCUGCAUUCAGUUCCCCAUGAGAAGUAAAACAUUUAGAGAAACUUACAGAGGAUGACGGAAAGAUUUUACAGCAACUUAAGGAAAGCAAAAAGACAAAAUGGAUCAGAAAAAAAAAAAAACACCUAUGAAAAAUCUAUAAGGAGCUGAUAAAAAUGUGCCAUAAACUAGAUGUGGAGCUGCUCCAGGAAAGAACCAAUAAUAUGCCUAAAAAAUUUUUGUAGUAUUUGAAGUUCAUACCCUAGAACAAGCUUGUCCUACCCAUGGUCCGUGGGCCACAUACGGCCAAGGACGGCUUUGAAUGUGGUCCAACACAAAUUCCUAACCUUUCUUGAAACACGAUGAGAUUUUUUUUUUUUUGUCAUUUUAUUAAAGCUCAUCAGCUAUAGUUAAUCUUAGUGUAUUUCAUGUGUGGACCAAGACAAUUCUUUUUCUAAUGAGGCCCAGGGAAGCCAAAAGAUUGCACACCCCUGGCUUAGAUGGUAUUAUUUAUUCAACACCAUAGAUAUGUGUGUGUGGGGGGUAUAUAUAUAUAUAUAUAUAUGUGUGUAUACAUAUAUAUGUACCAUAUAUAUAUAUAUAACAUAUACAUCAUAUAUGUAUCUCCUGCUUCUAAGAGGGAGGAACUUUUCCAAGUAGAAAUAACAUAGAUGAAAUAUAAUUCUUAUCCUAACCAUGAACAAGCAAGCUUUUUUGGAAUUUUUGAGUGGAUGUAAUUUUAUAUUCCCCUUUAUCGAACACUGACCACAGGAAAUAUUCCCCUCUAAUAAGCUUCUUUUGUAGCUUUUUUCUGAAAAACUGGACAAAUGUAAUGUGGGAGUCAGACAGCAUGUGUCACUAAGCUGAGAGCCGUGAUAUAUGUAGGUGACAACUGCAUGUGCUGGCAGCAUUGUCCAGCAAGGCUUCCUGUCUCUGAGGAUGGACCCUCCCUCCUCAUCUGGAGCAGCUCCGCGUCAGGCAUGUGGCACGACUCCCACAGCUCUCUGUACAUGGGUUUCAUCCUUUCUAAAUGUUGGGUCAUUCUCGCUUGACUGUCUUGUAAUUGUUGGAAAAGCUCUUUUGCUUCUCUGUCCAGUGCCUGCAGACGCAGUUGCUUCUCCUCCUUGAGAAAUAGAUGCAUCUUUUGAUAUUGAAUAUUGGUUAUCACCUCACUUAAUGACACAUAGUCCUGCGAGACAUUUGGUUAAAAGGAUUACAUCUUCUCACUCUCAACAGAAAACUUCAAAUAAUUAUAUGCUGGGUGUUAUCAAGCAAUUUAUAAACUUUCUGCCUCACUCUUGCAAGGAGUCUUGAAUAUUUGUUAUUUCUUUCUGUCCAUCUUUUUCAAUGUUCCUAUUCUCUCUCCCUCUUUAAAUCAAAACCUAUAUAAAGACUUCUAGUUUCUCUUCCUGAGACAGUUCUUCACAGUUCUUACUGAGUCAAUUAUUUCCUCUAUUAAUCGCCCUUUUAGGAUUUUUCCAUGUGUGAUUUGCCUAAAUGUUAAAAAACAUUUAGCCAUACACCAUAUUAUGCAGAUUGAUUUUUCCUUUUACUAUAUUUUUACUCUAUAUACUAUUUUCUAUACUAUUCUAUUUCUUUCCUCUUCCUCACACCCAAUCUUGGUGAAAUGUCUCAUCUCCAGUGUCUGAAAAGGUUUAUACCAACCUUCAAAUUUGAACUAGAGUACAUAUCAUGCCAUUUAUCCAAUAAACUAGAAUUAAUUUGAUUAGCUUGUGGGGGCUUCUCUAUUUGCAAUUCCUAUUAUAUCAAUUAUAUCAAACCCCCUCUCUCCAAAAAAUGCAAGAAAAAAUCUAACCAGCGACAGAGGCAGACUCCUUUCAAAAAAUAAAUAAAUAAAUAAACAAACAUAAAACUUCUGUUUUGAAGAAACUUAAUCAUCUAUGUGAACACCCACCUACGCCCUAUGAAAUGCAAUCAAUUGGAAGAAAGGGGUGUGGUCUUCAGAGAUUUAUAAAGGGACACUUCAGGAGCCAAGCUUAUUCUUCUCCAGAGCCCACAGAGUAGCUUUGCAACUGGCUUUGGGGACUUCCGAAAGCUACCAGCACUGCACUGUGAGACUCUCAUCCCUGAGCUGAAUUCAUCUGAUUAGACAGCAAGCUUCGGUGAGAACAUAGAUAUAUUUCCGAGGAAAAUGGACUCAGACUUCUCACAUGCCUUCCAGAACGAACUCGCCUGUGUCAUCUGUUUGAACUACCUGGUAGACCCUGUCACCAUCUGCUGUGGGCACAGCUUCUGUAGGCCCUGUCUCUGCCUUUCCUGGGAGGAAGCCCAAAGUCCUGCCAACUGCCCUGCAUGCAGGGAACCAUCACAGAAAAAGGACUUCAAAACCAAUAUUCUUCUGAAGAAUUUAGUGACCAUUGCCAGAAAAGCCAGUCUCUGGCAAUUCCUGAGCUCUGAGAAACAAAUAUGUGGGACCCAUAGGCAAAGAAAGAAGAUGUUCUGUGACAUGGACAAGAGUCUCCUCUGCCUGCUGUGCUCCAACUCUCAGGAGCACGGGGCUCACAAACACUAUCUCAUUGAAGAGGCCGCUGAGGAACACCGGGAGAAACUCGUAAAGCAAAUGAGGAUUUUAUGGAAAAAGAUUCAAGAAAAUCGGAGAAAUCUACAUGAGGAGAGAAAAACAGCCUUCUUCUGGAGGGGCGACGUGGUUUUACGGGCACAGAUGAUCAGGAAUGAGUAUAGGAAGCUGCAUCCAGUUCUGCAUAAGGAAGAAAAACAACAUUUAGAGAGACUGAACAAGGAACACCAAGAUAUUUUUCAGCAACUCCAGAGAAGUUGGGUCAAAAUGGAUCAAAAGAGAAAACACUUGAAAGGAAUGUAUCAGGAACUAAUGGAAAUGUGUCAUAAACCAGAUGUGGAGCUGCUCCAGGAUUUGGGAGACAUCGUGGCAAGGAGUGAGUCUGCCCUGCUGCACAUGCCCCAGCCUGUGAAUCCAGAGCUCACUGCAGGGCCCAUCACUGGACUGGUGUACAGGUUCAACCGCUUCCGAGUGGAAAUUUCCUUCCAUUGUGAAGUAACCAGUCACAAUAUCAGGCUCUUUGAGGACGUGAGAAGUUGGAUGUUCAGAGGUGGAUCUUUGAAUUCUGACAGAUCUGACUAUUUUGCUGCAUGGGGAUCCAGAGUCUUCUCCUUUGGGAAACACUACUGGGAGCUGGAUGUGGACAACUCUUGUGACUGGGCUCUGGGAGUCUGUAACGACUCCUGGAUAACGAGGAAUAGCACAAUGGUUGAAUCUGAGGACAUACUUCUUCUUUUGUGUAUGAAGGUGGAUAAUCAUUUCCGUCUCUUGACCAACUCCCCAGUGUUUCCUCUCUAUGUAGAGAAACCUCUGGGCCGGGUUGGUGUGUUUCUUGAUUUUGAAAGUGGAAGUGUGAGUUUUUUGGAUGUCGCCAAGAGUUCCCUCAUAUGGAGUUAUCCGGCUGGCUCCUUAAAUUUUCCUGUCAGGCCUUUCUUUUACACUGUCCACAGAUGAUCAGGAUUAAGAAAACUCACUGUUUGGGAACUCCAUAUACAAGGGAGCCUGUCACUGUUGAUACAAAGAAAUCGUACUGUUCAGGCUUUUUUCUACUUUAGUGUCACUUCAUUUUAUUGCUAUUAAAUAGAAAAUUUGUCAAAUGCAAAA